Messenger RNA from Platichthys flesus (European flounder), 3078 nucleotides. It is a transcript of the gene nphp1, whose product is annotated as nephronophthisis 1. The transcript is spliced from 20 exons. Lineage: Eukaryota; Metazoa; Chordata; Actinopteri; Pleuronectiformes; Pleuronectidae. The coding region runs from base 249 to 2294 and encodes 681 amino acids. The record is from RefSeq and is a predicted model, not a curated record. Gene Ontology annotation, molecular function: protein binding. Gene Ontology annotation, biological process: protein localization involved in establishment of planar polarity. Gene Ontology annotation, cellular component: cytoplasm; cilium.
AUACGAGCGAGGGUUCUACUUCCGGUUAGUCACUGCCUUGACGAGGAACCCGGUUGCCUAGCGACCAGUGGAAGAGUAGCGUCGGCUAGCUGUGGUUAGCUAACUAGCGAAGUGGUUAGCUAACUAGCGAAGUGGUUAGCUAACUAGCGAAGUGGUUAGCUAGCUAGCGAAGUGGGUAGCUAACUAGCGAAGUGGUUAGCUAGCUAAAGAAGUGGUUAGCUAGCACAUGGGUUCUGUCCCGGGAUGAAAUGCCUCUCAGAAGAAGCGGAGCUCUGCAGCGGCUCCAGAGAGAAGGGGACGACAUCCGGAAGCAGGUGGACCGGCUGCUGAAGGACGUGCAAAGUCAGGCUGGAUCCACGGAGGAGGCGUCUCGCAGAUGUCGAGAGCUGCAGGUGUCAGCUGAGAAGACCCUGAGGACGCUGAGGACACUAACCAAGGAUGAUGAUCUGGCUCCUGUGGGAAACUACGCCCAGAGGAAACAGGAAGAAGAGACUCGGCUGCAGAACGAGCUGCAGCGGCUGGACUCGCUCUCGCUGCAGCUCUCACCUCCAGGACCCAGCACAGCCGCUGGUUAUUCUCCAAAGGAAGAAAGUGAUAACGACGACGAAGACAUUAAUAGUGAUGAUGAUGAUGAUGAUGACGAUAACAGUGAUGAGGAGGAAGAUGAGCAGCGAGCUGGGAAACCCCCCUCCCAGUCAGCCUCUCCCAACUACAGAGUCCUCAGUGAUUUCCAAGGAGAGCAGGAGGGAGAUCUGUCUGUUCAGAGCGGAGACGUGUUGAGGAUCAUCAGGAAGACGGCAGACGGAUGGUGGCUGGCUCAGGACGGGGGGGGCAACAGAGGAGUGGUUCCAAAGACCUACCUGAAGAUUGAUUCUGGUGUUGAUGACGACGAUGAUGAUGAAAAUGAGGAAGAGUCAUCAUCAGAGGAGGAAGAGCCAGAUGGUGAAGAUCUGACUGAUGACAAACAGAGUGGGGCUCCACAUUCAAACUGGUCCACUGUGAGGAAGGCUCUGACUGAGAUUGAUGCAACAGAUGUGCUCUCUGCCAUGGGGGCUAUACCUUCUGGAUUUAGACCUUCAACUCUCAAUAAAUUGCUGGUGGAGGAAGGUGUAACGUACAGAGGAAGUCAGCAUAUUCAGCCUGAUCUCAGCCAAUCACAGCUCUCCUUUAAGGACCUCUUCCUGGACCCAGACACCGGCAGGGUUCGUGCUCGGCAGGUCCGCACUUGUGUCUGUUUCACUUUGUGGAGCUGCAAGAUGAUUCCCACCCCGGGGGUCGGAGUCCAGGUCCUGAGCCGCCACAUACGCCUCUGUGCCUUCGAUGGAACUCAGGUGUUGAGUAACAUCCACACAGUUCGGGCCACUUACAACCACAAGAGCCCAAAGACCUGGAGCUUCUCCCCCCGGAUGACAGGUGUCCUCCCCGCCCUCCUGGAUGGAGACUGUUUCCUCCGCUGCAGCUCUGCGUCCCCGGACCUCGGGAUCCUCUUUGAACUGGGGGUCACUUUCAUACGGAAUUCGACGGGUGAGAGAGGAGAACUGAGCUGCGGCUGGUCGUUCCUCAAACUGAGCGACGACACGAGGAAUCCACUUCCCACCAGGACCUAUGAGCUGCCGGUGAACGGGGGGACUCCCUACGAGAAGGACGUGGCGAUGGAAGCUUCAGGCACCAGAGGAUCUCCAGCCGCCGGUGUCUUCCAGCAGAUGCUUCAGGCCAGACGGCAGCCGAGACUGAUCGUCAGGCUCAGAUCCACCAGCAGCCGGAUCAGGAAGCAGCUCAGUCUCCUCCCCGACACUCUGCUGCACUGUGAGAGCUGCGUCCACCUGCUGGCUCUGCACAGACAACUGUUAGCUGACACACUGCUGAUGGACAGGCCCACCAUGCAGGAUGCAGAUCUAAUCUGCAGUCCGGUUCUUUCUACAUUCCCUGUUCUGUUGGACCAGCUGGACCUGCUGGACGCUCUCAGGGGUGCGUGGCUGGAAACUGAGAUCAACAUGAGCCGAGCACAGAAGAGAGACUUGUCUUUCCUCAAGCAGGAGUUUGUGAAGGUCUACAUGUCGUCCGUCUACUUCCUGCUCCACUCGCCCUCGCUGCCCCCCCACCGCUGGGCCGACCCCCCCUCGGAGCAGCAGCGGGCCAGAGUCAUCUACUCCACCCUGGACUCCCUGAAACAGCAGCAGCACACCACGGGCCAAUCAGGAUGCCCGGAGGUGUACGUGGACCCCAUGCACCCCCACCUCGCCUUCGAUAUCACAGAGUUGACCUUUGACCUCCUCCAUGUAGCGAGGGGAUGAUUACAUCACUCAGGGGGAAAGUACAACAAUUGAUUGUAUGUUUAUGAAAUACUCUACAUUUUUUUAAUAAGGUGUCAGCUCGGUUUACUAACCCUUGAUGUGCCAUAAAUACAUUUAUGAAACAUGAAAACCUAAAGAUAAAGCUGCUAAUGUUUUUAUAUUUUUGUCUUUGUCAAUGAAUAUGAUUAGAAGACAAACUACGGUAGGAUUCUCCAUUUCUUAAUAAUUACUGUGGCUCUUCAUCAAAACUCUAAUUAUAUAAAAAUGAAUGAUCACGAAUAAAUACCUAAUUUCUUUACUUAAUCAAAAAGGGGCCAAUAAACCUGAGGAGCAGCUGGAAACAGAUGAUUCCUCAACACAAGUGAAUAUUAGAGAAUGUGUUCAGAGCUGAUGGUGACAGAACCAUGUGUGUGGGACUGACUCAGGAUCAGUAUAACUAAGGAACAUGUCCUAUAACCACACUUCUCCACAUGUCUAUUCUGUGACAGGAGAUGAAGUUCAGCUUUAAGAAAUGCUAGCACGACGCAAACUCAUUAAUAUACAAAACAUCCACAAAGACAUCUUUGUGCAGCAGCGUGAGAACUGAGAGGCUGAAGAGUCUGUUGAUAGAACGGUGGGAAAUGAAGGUUGAGCUAAUGAAGACAAAGGUCACAUUAUCAUUGUGUGUCUUAAAUCACAGUUACACACUUUGUGUGUCUGUACAAAUACAACCAGAGAUGAACAAGAAGCAUGUGUUCAUACUUUAUCAUAUUGUCUAAUAAAAUGAUCUUAGUCGAUAAUCAGA